Molecule: messenger RNA, 114 nt
Organism: Pyricularia grisea
Lineage: Eukaryota; Fungi; Ascomycota; Sordariomycetes; Magnaporthales; Pyriculariaceae
Exons: 2
Coding region: 1-114 (37 amino acids)
Source: RefSeq, a predicted model, not a curated record
AUGGAGAAGAGCUGGAGUCUCCAGGGGUUGUUGGAGUGGGGCUCACGACUCGUUCAUCCUUUUUCGACCACGUACGAUCACCUUGAUUUGAUUGGAUGUUUUGUAAAUAGGUAA